AGCAUGGACAGAAGCCAUCUGUGCCAAAGCUUAAUCAAAUGGCUAAACACAUUUAAUGUCACAGUUAAAAAUCAAACAGUAGAAGAUUUUAGUGAUGGUAUUGCAGUAGCACAAGUCCUGCGUCAAAUAGCUCCAGAUUAUUUUAAUGAAGCCUGGUUUAAGAAAUUAAAAGUUGAAGAUGAUUUAAACUGGAGGUUAAAAGUAAGCAAUCUUAAGAAAGUAUUAAAUGGAAUCUUGGAGUACAAUAUGGAGGUACUUGGCAUACAAAUUCAAGGUUUUCAAAUGCCUGAUGUCAAUUUAAUAGGUGAACAUUAUGAUAGUGUCGAAACUAGCAGAUUAUUACAGUUAGUGUUGGGAUGCGCUGUAAACUGUGCAGAAAAAGAAUCCCAUAUACACAACAUUUUAAAAAUGGAAGAAUCUGUUCAACAAAUGAUUAUGAAUGCAAUUCAAGAGCUGAUGUCUAAAGAAAUCUCAUCACCAACAGAAGCAGAUAAUGAGGUUGUAGAACAGUUGAAGAAGACAGUUGAAGAAUUGAACAGUGCCUUAGAAUCAAAAGAAGAACUAUUACAAAGAUGUCAUGAAUUAGACAUGCAGGUAGCAACAUAUCUAGAAGAGAAAAAUGCUGUACAGACAGAAAAUGAAAAACUGGUAGAAAGAUUACAUCAGGCUGAAAGUCUGGAUGACCCACGCACACCUGCAGGUAAAAGGUUACAAAAGUUGCAAAGUCAGUUGGAACAAGUACAAGAACAACUAUAUCAUGUUGAACAAGCACGAGACGACUACAGAAUUAAAUAUGAAGUAUCUACGAAAGAUUAUGAAGAACUAAAGGAAAAAAAUGCUGAAUUAUCACCAUUAGCUUCAGAAGCUAGAGCAUUAAAAGAUGAGUUGGAUUGUUUACGUGAUGCUGCUGAUCAAGCUGCCAAGUAUGAAUCUUCAAUAGAGACCUAUAAAAAGAAAAUAGAGGAGAUAACAGUUUUAAAAAGUCAAAAUCAAUCAUUAGGUGACCAAAUAACAAAAUAUAUACAAGAAAAAAUAGAAAUGGAAGAGUCAAUGAAAAGGUUUGAUUCAGUAAAACAACAAUUAGAUUGGUGUAAAAGACAAAAUCAUGAAUUACAAACUAAAUUAUCAGAUGAAACAAAAAGGGCAGACAAAAUAGAUUUUGAAUUGAAGAAAUCACAAGAAAAGAUGACCAUUUUACAGAGAGAAAAAGAGAGAAUUAUAGCUGAAAGAGACUCAUUAACUGAAAUGAAUGAAGAAUUAAAGUGUAUGCAGGUAUGCAAUGGUAAUAUCAAUAAUAUGGGUUCUACUCCUCAGGAAAUGGAAAUGAAAACCCAUGAUUUUCAUAGUGUUUUGAUUACUCAUAUGUUAUGUGUUUUUUGUUGUUUUUUCAGAGAGAAACUGUUACGACUUGAACAUGAAAAUAAAAUGUUAAAAUUGGGUAAUACUGAUCAAUUAACAGAACAAACAGAACCAUUACAAUUUGCUCUAGAAAAAACUAGCGCCAGGAAAAAUGAGUUAGAAACUGAUGUUAGGUUAUUAAAUCAAAGAAUAUUAGAACUAGAAGCUCAGGUCGAAGUUUUACAAGAAAAUGAACCCUCAGAUUCAGAAUUAACAGAAAUUAAAAAGAAAUUGAUACAACAGCAACAAAAAUUAGAAUCAAGUAAUAAUCAGUUAGAAGAACAGAAAAAUAAACAACUUUCAUUAGAAGAGAAAUUGACAGAAAAAGACAAGAAAAUGAAAGAUUUUGAAAAUGAAUUAUCAAAGAAAGAUGAAGAAAUGAAAUUAAUGGAAGAAAGAUAUAAAAAAUAUCUUGAUAAAGCUAGACAUAUCAUUAAAACCUUAGACCCUAGACAUAAAUCAAGUUCAAAUGAAACUCAGGCAUUACGUAAUCAACUAACAGAACGACAGAGAUAUGUUGAAUAUUUAGAGAAAGAUUUAGCUAAAACAAAGUCUAGAAUAGAUUAUGAAGAUCAGUUGAGAGUAUCAGCAUUCUAUUCAUUGGGGUGUCAACUACAACGUCAGGCGGUAGAACAAAGGUUAUCUACAUCCAGUGAAGGUGGCCAGUCAUUUUUAGCUCGACAACGUCAGGUUCAGUCUCGUAGACCAGCUAGUUUAAGUGCCAUAGUACCUAAUAAUACUGUGUAA
This is a messenger RNA of Lottia gigantea (owl limpet), 2145 nucleotides long. RefSeq lists its product as hypothetical. The annotation marks the transcript as partial. Gene Ontology annotation, molecular function: microtubule binding; dynein light intermediate chain binding. The record is from RefSeq and is a predicted model, not a curated record. Gene Ontology annotation, biological process: cytoplasmic microtubule organization; cytoskeleton-dependent intracellular transport. The transcript is spliced from 22 exons. Lineage: Eukaryota; Metazoa; Mollusca; Gastropoda; Lottiidae. Gene Ontology annotation, cellular component: cytoplasm; centrosome.